Tetranychus urticae (two-spotted spider mite) is the source of this 2624-nucleotide messenger RNA. Its product is annotated as transmembrane protease serine 3. NCBI's taxonomy places the organism in Eukaryota, Metazoa, Arthropoda, Arachnida, Trombidiformes, Tetranychidae. Gene Ontology annotation, biological process: proteolysis. Gene Ontology annotation, molecular function: serine-type endopeptidase activity. The record is from RefSeq and is a predicted model, not a curated record.
UAAUGAAAUUAUUGAAUAUUAAACUUGAGGCUCUGUUUGGUGUCAGCCACUGAAAUCAGCUGGAAGCUCAAUGGUAGUGAUGUUGGUUAGGUUUAUAGCAAAUAUUCAAUAAAAUCAGUUGUUAUUAUAAUCAAAUAUAAAUCACUUUUUCAUCAAACUCUAAAUAUUUUUUAUGUUAGACUACCUAAGACGCUUUAUUACGAGAGUUUAGCCAUCUUUUGCCCUCUUUUGCCCUCUUUUGCCUUUUUGCCCAGUUUUUGCUCUUUUUUGUCUUUUAUCCCGGACCGGUCAUUACCAGAAAGUGUUGGCUCUAUUGUUUUACUUUUGUGUUUUAAUUUGGUCUUUAUUAAGCGAUACUAAAUUUAUUGUUUUCUAGUUUGUGAUUAAUUUAAUUGGGUAAGAUUGAUUUAUCAACGUUUAACUGUUUCAAUCAACAGGAUACUAGAAGAAAAAGAAAGGAUCCACAAAAAUGAGUUAACACAGAACAGGAAAAAGAAAGUCUCUUUUGGAGGGAAAACGGAUGAAUAUAUUAUAUUAUAUCUUCAUAACCGGAAGGAUGGAAGAUCAACAAAUCGCUGUGAAUUUUGUAUUUCAAUUUUCAUUUAUGGAUAAUAUCUGCUCAUUAACUUCUUAAAUUAAUUGUUGGUUUCUUUUGGUAUGAGCUGGUAAAAAACAGUGGAAAUACAUUUUGUGCCUUUUGGUGGUUGCCUUUCAUUUUAGGUAUCUUUUGACCUUUUAACUCUUCUGUUUCGGCCGCUGAUUCAACAUAUUAAUUGUGCCCAGGAUAUUGUCUUGUGUGUUUGCUUCCUGUUUUGUACUAUAUGCUAAUUUAAUGAAUUGAUAUACAAUCAAUUCAAUGGCCAACAAUGUUUAUUCAAAGUUUCCAUUGACUAUUUUUACCAUUUUUCUUGUGUUUGCCUUGGCUAAAGAAGUCAAUUCGAGUGACAUAGUUUUUCCUGAUGAAAAAACUCCAAUUAACGAUGAUACUGAACAUCGAUCUGAACGAUCUCUAGGACUUCUCAGGAAAUAUAUCAAAGGGAUUGUGAGAAUCGGUGAAAGUUUGCCUGAACCCGGACCAAAUUCAGGACUAUCAAUUCGUUUACCAUUAGGACCCUUAUUUAAACCCAAUAGACGGGGUGAUCAAAGUGGCGAAUAUGAAAAUGUUAAUCCACCUCAUAGACCACCUUACAGACCUCCAGAAGAAAUGCCUGAACAUCCACCGUACAGGCCACCAGAUAACGGAUAUAGACCAACAAUGAGACCUUCUUAUCCUUCUGGACCCAGAGUUGAUCCAAAUAACCAUGGAUAUGGUCCAAAUGGAAAUGUUAUUUACUUUACAACGGAAUCUUCAUAUCACACACCUGAUUAUCUUGGUGGCUCAGUUUCACAGAUACCCUAUCAACCUGAGUCUCAUUAUUCAACACAAGCACCCACCCGAAGACCAAAUGUCCAUAGACCUUCAUCGGGUUACCAUCAACAAAGUACAACAAGGAAACCUAAUCGAAACCCAGGCUCUCAGAAUGAAGGCAACUGUGGAGUCCGCCGAGGUGAUAUUAAAGAUCGUAUUAUUGGAGGCCGAGACACGGAAUCAAAUGAGUUUCCCUGGCAGGUUGCAUUGAAAGACCGUUCUCAGGGAGUUUUCUGUGGAGGUGCAAUUAUUGGUAAAAGGUGGAUUAUCACAGCAGCUCAUUGUGUUGUCAAACUUCGUGAUCUUAAUUCAAUUCGUGGUUUGGUUGGAUCCAACUACCUGGAAGACUCUUCACUUCAAGAGAUACAAUUUGACAAAAUGGUUUCUCAUCAAAGCUAUCGAUCAGACACAUUUGAGAAUGAUAUUGCAUUAUUACAUAGCAAAUCUGAUUUACCCCUUUAUCCGUCCACAUCAUCCAUCAACAGCAUUUGCUUGCCCCGUGAAAAAGAUACAAAUUUCAAUGGUAAAGGAACCAUUGCUGGAUGGGGUCGAACCUCUGAGGGUGGUUUUGAUACAUCUGAGACUCUUUUAGCCGCAGAUGUUGACAUUUUAAAUGAUGGAAAAUGCAGAGAAUAUUAUUCAGACAGGUUUAAAUCAGGUAAACAAAUAUGUGCUGGAAUUGAGGAAGGUGGCCGUGAUUCAUGCCAGGGUGAUUCUGGAGGUCCAUUAAUCAAAGAGGUAGACAAUAAAUCCGUUCUAGUUGGGAUAGUCUCUUAUGGAAGAGGUUGUGGUCGUCGACGGUCACCAGGAGUUUACACAAAAGUUUCCCAUUAUGUUCAUUGGAUUCGAGCACAGAUGCAAUAAUUUACUAGAUUUGAUUAUGGUCUACCAGUAUACUCCUGAUUGCUAGUCCGAUCCACAAAUCCGAUUGAUUCACUACUCAAGCUCAAGACCUUGUCAGUUUAUUUUCACCUUUUUCAAGAUAUAUUACAGCUGCAACAAUGAAAUACAACAACAAUUAAGAGCUUGUUCUUUAAAAUGCUCCAAUCUAAUACAAAUCUUACAGACUACAAUUGAGAUUACAAUUCUGGUCUCAAAACAAACACUUGUUUCUUACUGUAAUUUAUUUAUAUUUUAUACAAAAAGAAAUGCUUUAGACUAUAAUUUUUUCUAUUGUUGAUCUAAUAUUCAAAUAAAAGAACGGGAAUUACUUAAA